GCAUGCGUAGAGAAAGGAGUACUCCACCCUCAGCUGUCUGUAUAAAUAGCACAACAUGAGGGCUCGGUUUUAAGCAAGCAACCUAAAGCUUCCAACUCAUUUCCUGCUUGCUUCCCUUCUCCUUCCACAUUAUAUAUAUUACUAUUGGAUCGAAUUUUUGUCAGAUUCGGUCCAAUGGUUUUGGGUGCAGCCUCAGUAUCAUCAAUAUCAAAAGAAUAAAAAUAACUUUCCCAUCCAUACCAGUAAGCUAGCUAGGAGGAGAUUGAUCUAGCUUGAAUUGGGACUGUGAAGAUGGAUAAGGUGAAGGCAUUGGCCUCGCAGAAGGAAGUAGUGAUGUUCAGCAAGAGCUCUUGUUGCUUGUCCUACGCUGUCAAAAUUCUACUGCAGGAGCUAUCUGUGCAGCCCCUGAUUUAUGAGAUGGAUGAGGACCCAGAUGGCAGGGAAAUGGAGAAGGCACUCACCUGCCUGGGCUGCAGCGCUCCUGUGCCCAUCUUGUUCAUUGGUGGACAGCUGAUUGGGUCCACCAAUGAGGUGAUGUCCCUUCACCUAAGGGGUUCUCUCGUCCAACUGCUGAAGCCAUACCAGAAUUUAUCUUAAUUCUAGCUACCGUCUGUGUUAUUAAUAUCAUGUAGAAGAAUAAACCUGGCUCAACGCUUGCCCAGCUAGUGAGCCGUCCAUUCAGUAGUUUAAUUAUGUAGGGUUUCAUGUAAUAAAUACUGGUAGUUUCGAUUAGCACAAGCGGGUAAUCUCUUUCCUUUUGUCAAUAAUAUAUGCUUUAUAAUUUACUGUCCAA
Molecule: messenger RNA, 793 nt
Organism: Malania oleifera
Lineage: Eukaryota; Viridiplantae; Streptophyta; Magnoliopsida; Santalales; Ximeniaceae
Product: monothiol glutaredoxin-S9-like
Exons: 1
Coding region: 292-597 (101 amino acids)
Cellular component (GO): nucleus; cytoplasm
Source: RefSeq, a predicted model, not a curated record